This is a messenger RNA of Mycetomoellerius zeteki, 4246 nucleotides long. RefSeq lists its product as uncharacterized. Gene Ontology annotation, molecular function: nucleic acid binding. Bases 2345 to 3226 code for a protein of 293 amino acids. The record is from RefSeq and is a predicted model, not a curated record. Lineage: Eukaryota; Metazoa; Arthropoda; Insecta; Hymenoptera; Formicidae. Gene Ontology annotation, biological process: DNA integration. The transcript is spliced from 4 exons.
UUGUUGUCGAUCUUGAAGUAUAAAACGAAUAAAGCCGUUACUUGCUAUCUACAUAUAAUACGCUCAGGUUAUUCUUCCCUGUUAUCCUCUAGCAGUCACGACAAUUUUGGCGACGAGAUGAAACAAUUCGACAUUAUAUUACUCACAUAAAGUAGUGCCAAGAAACAGUCAAAAAUGGAUGCGACACAAUUUCAACACAUUAUCGAACUGAUGAAUUACAACCAGCAGCAAUUGAUCAAUCAGGUAACCUCAUCUCGACAACAACAACCAGCAAUCAAUGCUGCGCUUUUACCACCAUUCGAAAAUUUCGACUCCAAGAAAUAAAGCUUCAGGUACUAUCGCCAGCGAUUUGAAAAUUAUCUGCAAAUGAAAGGCAUAUCUACAGACAAGACAUAUUUUUACGUGCCCAAUUUAUUAGAGGUAUAAAAGACAACACUAUUCGUGAACAAUUACUUCAAUCUGGUGCAUCAACAUUCACAGAGAUCACAGGAAAGGCUCUCGCACUGAAAGCUUCUAAGAUUGACAGUCGCGAACUCUCAAAGAAUCAACCGCCUCCGAUCAGCUAAUCACACUGAAGAUGUUAAAAAAGUAACAAAGCAGCGGAAGUCCAGACGUGAUAAUUCGACAUCAAAUCAAAGAUUCAACGCAAAAAGCCCUGGUAGACAUAAAAAUUAUAAAUCCAGAUCCAAAUCAAAAAUUGAUUACAGACAACUGGGAAUCGAAGGUCUAUGCUUACGUUGCGGUAACAGUAAUCACGUUGCAAAGGAUUGCUGAAUAAACAAGUCAACUCUUAAAUGUACUGCAUGUGAUAAAACGGGUCAUCUUUCUAAGGAAGAAAUAUCAGAUUAUGGAGUCAAUCAUAUUAUUGAUUUAUAUGAUAAUCAAGGUUCAGAACGCGACAAUUCCAAGAAGUAUUUUACUACAGUUGUUAUUGAAGGACAACCUCAAACAUUCGAAGUCAAUUCUAGUGCAGGAGUUACAUUGCUUCCACGAAAAGAAUUCAAAAAAUUGAAUCUAAUCAAUAAACUACGAACAACAGCUAUUGUAUUCCGAUCAUAUACAAAUAAUGUAUUUCUUUCAGAUGGAGAAAUUAAAGUUGAAGUUCGUUAUAAAGAUAAAGUAUCUUUUGAAAAAAUGUAUUUACAUUGUUCCAGAUAACAUGUCACCACUCUUAGGAAGAAGUUGGAUUCGUAAUCUAAACAUAAAUCUCUAGGAAAUUGAUAAAGAAUUGAGAAUCAACACCAUCAAUCCACAAAUUCAAACAAUCAAUAAUAUUCAAGAUAUUAUCGACCAUUUUCCAGAUGUUUUUGAAGAAAAAGUAGGAUGUGUGCCAGAAUUUCUAAUUUCACUUCGAUUGCGAGAAGGCUCAAAACCCAUUUUCCAUAAGGGAAGAGAAAUACCUUACGCAUUGCAAGAAAAAGUUGAAAAGAAACUUGACGACCUUGAAACAGCAGGCAUUAUUUCAAAAAUAACUUUAAGCGACUGGGGAUCACCAUUGGUUGUUAUUCCUAAGACCGAUAGGGGUGUCCGUUUAUGUGUGGAUUACAAAAUGGGAGUCAACCAGAGGCUAAUUUCAGCUAAUUACCCAAUUCAACGAAUCGAUGAGAUAUUAAAUAGUUUACGGGAUUCACGAUUCUUUUGCCGUCUUGACUUAUUUAAAGCGUAUUUACACUUGAAAGUCGAUAAAGAGAGCAGUGAAGUACAAACUAUCUCAACCCACCGAGCGUCUAAAGAAAUAUGACUUACAUCUUAAUUGACGUAAAUGUUUAUUCUUCCAAGAAGAAAUCAAAUACCUUGGACAUACUAUUGGAUUCAACAAAAUUUUAAAAUCCCCCAAAAAAGUUGAAGCCAUUGUCAACAUAACUAGACCAUCCACUGUUGAUGAUGUACGCCAUUUUCUAGGUAUGGUAACAUACUACUCAAGAUUCAUCCCGGAUGCAUCGAAAAUUACUUACCCAUUAAGGAAACUACUUGUUAAAAACUCAACAUUCAAAUGGACCAAGGCUUGUGAAGACGCAUUUUCGAAACUCAAGAAUGAAAUUUCAAGUGAUCGAAUAUUAACGCCUUAUAAUCCAGAAUCUCCAUUAAUUAUUACAUGUGACGCCAGUCCGACAAGCAUUGCAGGAAUCCUGUCGCAUGUCCUUAACGGUAUCGAGAAACCUAUUGCAUUUGCAUCCAGAUCGUUAACGCCAGCGGAAAGGAAUUACAGUCAACUUGACCGUGAGGCUCUUGCAAUCGUAUUUGCAGUCAAUCACUUCUUCAUGUAUUCGAAUACAAAUUUAAAUUGAUAACGGAUAAUCGACCUCUCACUAGAAUAUUUCAUCAAAAUAAUAAAUUGCCAGCGAUGACUUCAGCUCGCUUACUUCGAUAUGCAUCGUUCCUAUCAGGAUUUGAUUAUGAAGUUGAAUAUAAAAAAGGAAAUGAAAAUGUUAAUGCAGACUGCUUAUCCAGAGCUCCAAUACAUCAAAAGUAUUAUUCGACCGAUAUUGCCAUCAAUGAAGUUCAUCAACUUUGUUAUUCAACCAUUUUCGAAAUUUCAACUGAAGAACUUACUACUAAAACAAUUGUUCAAGAAACUGAUAAGGAUGAAGUCCUUUCGAAAAUCAAACAGGCCUUACUUAAUGGUGAAACUGAUAAUAUUGAAUACACACUUGAAGCCGAAAUACUAUUCAAAGGUCAACGCGCGGUCAUUCCUAAGAUGCUACAAUCAAAAAUUCUCGAAGAAUUACACAAAACACAUGUCGACAUUACAAAAAUGAAACAGCUUGCACGUCGCUACUGUAUCUGGAAGGGAAUAGAUCGAGACAUCGAAAACGCAGUAAAAUCCUGUCAAAAUUGUGCAGAAGUAAAAAGUAGCCCAGCAAAAGCUCCAGUACACCAUUGGGAAGAGCCAACGUCUAAUUGGGACCGUAUCCACAUAGACUAUGCAGGACCAAUUGAAAAUCACUAUUUUCUAAUUGUAAUAAGUGCUCGUUCAAGAUGGGCUGAAAUACGAAUCAUCAAAGAUGCACCGAUAUCAGAAAAGACUGUAGAAUUAUUAAAAGACAUCUUUUCAACUCGUGGAUUUCCAAAAGCGAUGGUAUCUGACAAUGCAACAAUUUUUGUCAGUGAAACAUUUAAACAAUUCUGUCGUAGAAGCGGCAUUUUCCAGAAAUUGAUAGCUCCAGGUCAUCCUGCUACGAAUGGUCUUGCUGAAAGGAAUGUUCAAACACUGAAACAACUUUGAAGUCGAUGCAAGAGGAACCUCUUAUACUAACUCAAAAAGUUCGAUAAAUUUUAUUCAAAUAUAGAGCUACGCCGCUCGCAUGUGGGAAAUCUCCGGCGGAACUUUAUCUCCAUCGCGACUUUCGAAUUAAUUUGGAUAUCCUCGAGCCAAUGAAGAAUAUUGUCAACUGCAAAAAAAUUCCAGGUAUCCGCAGUCUAUCGAUUGGAGAAAGAAUACAGGCACGUUAUUAUACAAACCUAAAACCUGUAUGGAAAUUUGGGACAGUUGUCAGGAAGUUUGGUCAACUUCACUACCUCAUCAAAUUCGAUAAUGGAUACAUUUUCAAGAGACAUAUCGAUCAAUUACGCAGAACUGAAGUAAAAAAGAAAGUCACAUUUUCUCCUGACAAAAGGAGAAGAAGAGAACAAGGAGAAAGAAGAUCCAAAUUGAAGCAUAUCUACAGAAUUGGGUCAUUAUAUGGAAUUCCCGAAGACCGCUCCACAAAUCGUUCCAACCGAAAGAAACCAGUCAGCACCGGAAGAUCAGGCAAAAGUCAGACCGGACUCCUUAUCAAAUACUACCCAACGGCCCCAACGAUCACACUGAGUGCCAUCACAUCUGAAUGACUAUGUUUUAAAGUAGACAACUGCCAGAUAUUUGUUGCUUUUCUUUUUGUAUUAACGUUUUUUUUAUGUGUGGGAGAAUUAUUGUAAUCAGUAGUUGCACAUCCAGGGGGUCGAUUGUGUAUCUCAAAACGAGGUAAAAAUUACAAAAGUGAGCGAAUUUACUAGAAUACUGAUAAUUUCAUUGGUCAACACCUAGUAAAUUUGCUCACUUUUGUAAUUUUCACCUUGUUUGAAGAUACAGAAUCGAUCUCCAAAGACACACUCUCUCACUCAACCAAUAGAUGGCAUUCUUGCCACCGCGUUAUCUCCCGAGUAUCGUAUCUCGAAGAGUAAUCUUCUUUUCAGAGAUAGAAUAAGUAUGGCGAUAUGUGAAGACAUACAAUAUUGUUGUCGAUCCUGAAGUAUAAAACAAAUA